ACCAGAGUAAAGAAACUCCUACUCAAGACGUCUUCAGUCUCCAAGAUCCUGAGAUUCGCCCUGAAGUUAGUACCCUUGUCACCAAGUCUUGCUUUGAACGCUUCUCCAGAUGGUCAAGGCUCGGUCACACCCUUGCAAGGCCAGGUAGGUGACAGGAUGCUGUGGUUGGGACAUCCCCGUCCUCUCUGUAUAAGGCGCUCGGGCGGCAGAUGUCUGCAGAUGUUCACGAGCGCAGCCAUGAGAGCAAACUGGGUUCCGCUGCUGGCACUUCUUAUGGCAAUGGUGCCACUGCUUGUACCCGGCACGGAGACCAAUCGGCAGACAUCACUCAGACCGAAGCUAAAAGCAGCCAAUGAGAAGAGUAACUGGCAGAAGCAGAACUUCCGGAAGCCGGCCGCCCAUCUGAUCGGGAAGAGUCCAUCACUGAAUAAUACCCUGAAAUGGAGGUCCGAGGCCGAAGUGGCAUUUACCCGGAAAAUUAAGCACCCUACCAGUACAACCCUAGUGAUCCCCAGACAAGGCCUUUACUAUGUUUACUGCCAAGUCGGAUUUGAAGGGUCGGACAAUAUAACAUUGCUCAGCCAGGUCACCACCUUUCAUGACUCCCUCAAUGCAAAUGUUACGCUGAUCCUUGGCACAGAAAGUAUCUCGGGUCCACCUUUACCUCAAAAGACAUGGCAUGCCAGCCUUACCCUGGGAGGGUUGGCAAAUCUCCAGAAAGGUCAAAGGCUGUACGUUCAUGUUAGCCAUCCAGAACUUGUAGAUUAUACUGAGGGAAAGACGUUUUUUGGGAUAGUCAUGGUAUCUUGAUGAGCUGGAGAUGGGUCAACUGCUCAUUAGGUCAAGGUUUGGGCAAAAAUGUGGAAGUUCUCUCUGAACUGGGCCUUCAGGCUCCUCACAUAUGAAAAGCCUGUUUAUGGUGCAUACCUUCCAUAGACCAUUGAUAUAAAAACUGUGCUAGCAAAGCUGUAUAUGGGUUGGGGCUCAGUUGGACAACAAGGCUGGGCCAACAUGGCUUGGCACUUUUACAAAAGUAGGUUAUAGGGGUGCAAACACCUAUGUUCAAAAUAUUAAAUAUAGUCCCCUGGCACGUGGUGCCUUCUUAUGUGUUAGAGAGACCUUUGGCCCUCUCAUUUUCCAGGGCUCAGGUGCAACGACUACCCCUACAACCCUUAUACCUAUGCCCCUGUCUAUGAGAAGGGUCGGACAGGGAUUCCUUGGGGUACCAGUGGAAAUUAUUCUCAGGGCCCAAACCACAUAUAAUCAAAACAGUCUCAUAGCUUUUGUUUCAAAUAAAUAAACCCUAUUGUCAA
Bufo bufo (common toad) is the source of this 1313-nucleotide messenger RNA. It is a transcript of the gene LTB, whose product is annotated as lymphotoxin beta. Lineage: Eukaryota; Metazoa; Chordata; Amphibia; Anura; Bufonidae. Gene Ontology annotation, cellular component: membrane. Gene Ontology annotation, molecular function: CD40 receptor binding; tumor necrosis factor receptor binding. Bases 157 to 810 code for a protein of 217 amino acids. Gene Ontology annotation, biological process: immune response. The transcript has 5 exons. The record is from RefSeq and is a predicted model, not a curated record.